AUGGCGCUGCGCAGCAUCGCCAGGCAAGCGGCACCUCGGUGUACUUCCUCGCGGCGCGCUACACGUUCUUCAGGGUUUCGCGAUCGGCAGCGACGAGCGACCUGGUGAAAUCGUGUCGCGUGUCCGCUCGUCGCGUCGUGUCCAGGUCUGACCGAGGGUCGUGUGAACGCGGUGCUCCACAUAUAUACAUACAUACAUACACAUACAUCCUCUUCGCGAUCACUCUCCUUACUCUCUUUCUUUCUCUCUCUUCCUCUCCUUCUCUCUCUCCUUCUCUCUCUCUCUCUCUCUCUCUCUCUCUCUCUCUAUCUCUCUUCGUAUUCUCCGACACGGCCGACAUCGACGGUAAGGAAGACCCGAAACUGAAAAACGCUGCAAGUCGCGCGCGUGCUUCGACAGUUGGGUGACACGCCACGGGAGUGACGUCUCCUCUGCUCGUUGAAUGCGCGCGGUUUAUCGACGCGCGGCCGGUGCUGUGUGUACGCGAUCCGGACAGCAGUGACGCGAGUGACAGCAGCAGCGAUUCACCGUGAUCGUCGGCACGUCGUUGAAGGAGAGCGCGACACACGCUCGCUCGGCCGACUUGCCCGCGCCGCCAUCGAUCGCGAAGGUCGCGAGGCUGAAGGUCGUGAGUUUCGGGGAUUCGUCAUCCCCGGGAUUAUACGUCUACGCGUGUUCGCCGAGGCUCCUCGCCAAGAGUAACCACCCGCGACUUUGGCCGCGACGCCGUCCGAGAGCGCGCGCUCGCGCGUCUUCUUCUGUGAACCGCGUCGUGUCGCGUCGCGUCGACCUACAGACGAGCCGUUUCGCACAAAGGGUGCGAGCAGAGGGCUCGAGUCAGCCGCUGGUGCACGCACCAGGUGAAUCGAUGCCGCACGAAGGGUGGCGAAGAAGGAGGUGGUAGUGAUAAUCGCCAAGGGCGCUCGUGCACGAUGUCGCGGCGCGGCCAGACACGUGACUGAGAGAUAGCUGCGGCAACUGGAGGGAUCCUUCUGGUGAGGACCUUCGCGGGUCCUCCACCGGGGAAUCGACAUCGGCGAAGAUAGGCGGGGGUGAUCUCCGCGGGUGGAUCGAGCUGGAAGCGGCUGGGUUUCGUCGCGACGCGCUACCACGAGUAACAAUGUCCUAGCGAAGGCAGGACCUUGUCUAGGCCGAUCCCCCUCAUCCUGCUCCACUUCUCUUCCACGAACCUUCACACACCCCGUCGGUCCCGGUCACCACGUAUACCAAAAGUACAACCCGCCCGUCGUCGUCGCGUUCCACCGUUACACGCGUGUUCACGCUGAUACACACGUUAUCGGGCGCGCGUACACGUACACAUACACGGUACGGGUACAUAUGCAUUAGACGGAGGAGAGAGAGGGAGAGGGUGAGAGAGAAACAGGGAAAGACAGACGUUCGUGUAAACGCGAGAGACGAGAGUAGGAUAGGAAAGAGGUGACGUACACACACACACACAAAUACACGCACGCACACAUACACACGCGCGCACGCACAUACACGUAUAUAUACUUUCAACGGCUUCUUUUCUGCCUCUCUCAUUCUUUAACGUCGCGGACGCGCGGCAUCGUGCACACGCGCAGGCUGUCGGCAUCAUACACACGAGGACACAAACGUACAAACGUACACACGCGGAUAUAGACAUCGGGUGGCACAUACGCGGUGGCACACGGGCGCGAGCUUCCCGAAUCCAGCCAAGUCCAAAGUCCUUAAUCCCGUGGGGUGAUCCUGGCCCCACCCGUACGCGAAGGAACCACACCCCAGCGCGAGAGAGUGAGAGAGGAGGAGGAAUUCACGAUCCGGAUUUAGCAGACUCCUGGUGAUGAGAGCGACACAUUGCGGGGGUUAAAGUGGCAGCCGAGAAGGGCGAAGAAGUGGCGAGGCUCGUGAAAAUCGGCAUCGGGGGCGUACGAUCCGGGCAGCGGUAGUGGUGGCGGAGCGGCAGGGGUACUAUGGGAGCGGGGGUAUGGGGGGCGGAGGAGGGCUACAAGCCACGGACCUCCGGCGAAGGCUCGAGUUCCAGUGUACCGGAGGAACUUGUUCGCAGAGUCUUCGGUCCCUAAGGCACGACAGCUACCAUGCUACCGAGGAGAACGCCGCGUGCGACGACCACGAGGACAGGGGGACUGACCACGAAGCGGUCAUCGCUUCCGGUCAGCCCACCUGCACAAGCUGCCGGCCGUAUAGGCGCCAGGAGAACGAAGCGGUUGAGAAAAAGGAGAGUCUGAAGCGACGCAUGCCCGAGACAGAUGGGAUCGGCGCGGUGUACCGGAAGCUGCGGCUUUGUCUGGGCCUUUUCGAGCACGCGGGUAAGAACGAUGAGGACGACGACGAUGACGACGACGAAGGGAAGAGGCAUCGGUUACGGUGGUGUCGCAGGGACUUCCGACGAAUCGCGGAAGUGGCGGCAAGGGCUCUACUCCUUGGCAUCGCGCUUCUCGUCACACCAGGACUCUGCCAGCAGGACGCGGUGCACAUUACGGCUAUCCUCGGCGAGAGCGUUGUCUUCAACUGUCACGUAGAGUUCCCCGGUGAGCACCCAGUGCCCUACGUUCUCCAAUGGGAGAAGAAGGUAGGCGACACGGAGAUACCGAUAUACAUAUGGUACGAGUCGUAUCCGACCCACAGUGGCGAAGGAUAUGAAGGUCGUGUCUCGAGGGUGAGCCCGAAUUCACCGUACGGCGGGGCCAGCCUCAAUCUGACCAACAUCCGCGAGAGCGAUCAAGGAUGGUACAACUGCAAGGUCGUCUUCCUCAACAGGUCGCCCAACAAUCACAAGAACGGUACCUGGUUUCACCUAGACGUCCACGCGCCACCCAAAUUCAGCAUAACGCCGGAUGAUAUGAUAUACGUGAAUCUGGGCGAUGCGAUAAUACUGAACUGCCAGGCUGAGGGCACUCCGUCGCCCGAGAUCCUUUGGUAUAAGGAUGCGAAUCCCGUUGAACCAUCGUCGACCAUCGGUAUAUUCAACGACGGCACCGAGCUGAGGAUCUCGAUGAUUAAGAACGAGGACAUUGGCGAUUACACCUGCAUCGCCAGGAACGGAGAGGGCCAGAUCAGUCACACCGCGCGCGUCAUCAUCGCAGGUGGAGCCGUUAUUAUGGUGCCGCCGACGAAUCAAACGAAGCUGGAAGGCGAGAAGGUGCAGUUCUCGUGUGAGGCGAAGGCCCUUCCGGGUAACGUGACGGUGCGCUGGUUUCGCGAGGGUGCCCCUGUCACGGAAGUUUCGGCCCUGGACACCAGGGUGUCCAUCAAGAUGGACGGCAGCCUGGUCAUCAACCCUGUCAGCGCCGAUGACUCCGGUCAAUAUCUGUGCGAAGUCACGAACGGCAUUGGCGAUCCUCAAAGUGCCAGCGCUUAUCUGAACGUCGAAUAUCCGGCGAAGGUUACGUUCACUCCCACCAUCCAGUACCUGCCGUUCCGUCUGGCCGGUGUGGUCCAGUGUUACAUAAAAGCCAACCCACCCCUGCAAUACGUAACCUGGACCAAGGACAAGCGCCUACUCGAGCCUUAUCAGACGAAGGACAUCGUUAUCAUGAACAACGGCUCCCUGCUCUUUACACGGGUCAAUGAGAAUCACCAAGGCAGAUAUACCUGCACGCCUUAUAAUGCCCAGGGCACGCAGGGCAGUUCGGGUCCGAUGGAGGUCCUCGUGCGGAAUCCGCCUGUCUUCACCCUCGAGCCAGAACCAAUGUACACGCGAAAGGUGGGCGAAACGGUCGAGAUGCACUGCGACGCACAGGAGGCUGAGGGAACGCAGAAACCGACGAUACAAUGGCAUCGGAGGGAGGGACCCAUCCAACGCAAUCGCGCGAAGACCAUUGGCGGCAAUCUAACUAUAGAGGGCCUUCGACGCACGGACUUCGGACUGUAUCAUUGCGUCGCCUCCAACGAAGUCGCCACAAUCUCGUCCUCGACGCAGCUGAUUGUCGAGGGCACGCAACCCCAUGCUCCUUACAACGUGACAGGCACUGCCACGCAAUUCUCGGUAACACUAAACUGGUUACCAGGCUAUUCCGGCGGUCCUGAUUACAAGCAAGAUUAUACUAUCUGGCACAGGGAAUCAGGAACUUCGGAAUGGAAGACAAUCCCCGUGACUCCGUCGGGCAGCACAACGGUGAUGAUUAACAGACUCACGCCUAGCACGCUCUACGAGUUCCGGGUAGUCGGGAAGAACGCUCUGGGCGAGGGAUUGCUGAGCGAAGUCAUCACAGUUAGGACUCGUGACGUUGCCCCGAUUCAUUCGGCGACCCCCUCCUCGAGUGCUGGCCAAGCCGCAGCUACGGAUCAAAGUGACAUCCUUGAUUAUAGCACACUCAUAUUACCGACCGAUUCCACAGGAAACCCCGUGUUUCCAACCAUCAUACGACCGAAAGGACCAAAGCCAGGUACACCCCGGAACCUCACGGUGACGGAAAUCAGCAACGGUUUCCUGAUAACCUGGCAACCUCCUUUGAACCGUAGUCAUCUUAUUCAAUACUACACUAUCAAGUACAAGACGGACGGACCUUGGAAAACGCUCAACAAGGGCCAAAUACGACCCGAGGAGACCAGUUAUUUAGUGAAGAACCUGGUCGGUGGUAGGACCUACUAUUUCCAAGUGUUCGCCAACUCGGCUACAAAUUAUGGCGCGAGCGACCAGGUGAAGUUCCCCGUGCCGGCUCGCGUUAAACACAAAGCGAUCACCGCGGGCGUCGUAGGCGGUAUCCUCUUCUUCCUCGUCGCCAUCAUCCUCAGCAUAUGCGCGGUGAAGAUCUGCAAUAAGCGGAAGAGACGAAAACAGGAGAAAGAACUGCUUUCAGCGUAUAACAUGGUGGCCUGCCGGGUCACCGACGCCAGGAACGGCGCAGGGCAGGGGUCCCAGGGAACAGUGCCUUUGAAAAAACCUAGAAAAAGCCGAGUACCAGGUUUAAGCCUCCUGCGGGAGAUCCUCAGCCCGGAUACCCCGGACUCGUGCCGCGGUCGUCCGCUGGGUAAGAUCUCCCGAGCGGCCGACGGCCGUUUCGUCGUGGCGGACUCGGUCCUCAGUUCGGCCAACAACAGCAUCUUGGACGCGUCCAGCAGCGAUGACGGUGGUUUCCUGCCAAAGCAACGGCUCAAGUCCUCGUGGCGGCGGCCGUUGGUCGGCACCAGCCAGCUCAGCUUGAGAUCCGACGGUAGCGGCGUGUCCAUCGGCCCAUUGCCGUCGAGUCAUCAUCACGGUGCCGUCAACUCCCUCGCGAGGAUACCACCCACCGUCUGCACCAUCUCGUCGCCCAGGUUCCUGGCUAGCUCGCCGAGCGGAGCCCAAGUCCCCUGGACUCCCCUGUACUUCAGCGAUCUCAGCUCCGUCAAGCAGCCAUCCUCUGGCGAACGUUCUUUCCCGACGCCACCCGGCUAUCUUCAGCUACGAAGCGUGCACCAGCGGUACAGCCAAGAGCUACCGUCGCUCAAGGCGAUCCACGCCGAGUCCAGGCGAUUCGUGCCGGUUCAGCCGCUGGCUACGUCCUCGCCGCCGCAACCAGCUGGACGACCCAGAGCGAGACUGCCGCCGAGGCACGCUCGGCACGCCAGAUCGGCGCCAGAGCUCGCGGCAUCGCCUGAUCUGGAGACUUCACCCGAGAGCAGGUCGAGCAGCUCCGGUUUCGGCAGCAAGAACACCUCGCAGCAGAACCAAAGCUCGAGGAGCGGCAGUACCGUCGCCGAAUGGCGCCCACCACCCUACAGGCCACCCCCGCCGCCCUUAGUGGGCCGUUGGCUCGAGCUCCAGGAUCCAACCAAGGUGGCUCACACGCACAUACAGAACGCCGUGGACGCCGGUAGCGUCGACGGCCACUACGAGUUCGAUCCGGUGUCGUGCACGCCGACACCCACGUCGGCCUCUACGCCCACGAGAGAGGAGAGGCCGCCAGUGCAUCAGAUCCACACCAUCCACGUUCCCCACAUUCAUCAAGUGCAUACGGUGCACCAUCAAGCGCCGAGGUACAGCAGGGACAACAUAGAGGCUAGGGUACAGGCAAUGAAGGCGGAGUUCCAUCAGUUCCGGCAGAGACAGGCGAGGAGGAGGCAGAGCGCGCAUUUGGAAAGCGCGUGUUGAAGCGACUCAAUAGUGCCCCAGGCAGACUCGACAACGGUUCGGAUAUGUUAAUGCCGCGCGAACGAACGAGGCUGUCGACUCGGAGAACGAUUCGAAGGCGCCGUCCUUGCAGCCGCGUCAACUUCGAAGGUCGAGUACGCGACCAAGAGGAGGAAGAAGACACGAAGAGGUUAGCUCAGCUCUCGGGAUGGUGUAGUGGAUAGUAGUGACAGAGCAGCAGCAGCAACUCCGUGCUACGAAGACGGAUAAAAUGUGAUAAAACAACACGAUCUACGGUGUGAGAGAGAAAGAGAAGUGAGACCAGGAUAUACGAGAGACCGAGAGCAACACUCAAAGAGUACCGACGACAGAAGGGGGAACCUAGAUAUCGCUCGUGUGACUAGAUUUUGGUACUGGCUUUUAUCUAUUAUAUAUAGAAGACCGCGCGUAUCAACACGACGAAGACUACGACGAUGACGACGGUGACCUACGACUUGGACUACACGACUACGACUGUGACUGCUACGACAACAGCAAUGACGACGACGACGACGACGAUGACGACGCGAUCAUCACUGAAGACCAACCGCCGCAGCACAACGAGGAUCAUCAUCAUACGUGAAAUCCACAUUAGAGGAGUUUAAGUCAAUUCUAGUAGCUGGACAUCCAUCUACAAAAGAAGGCUGUUAUAAGCAUCAGCUCAGGAUACAUAAGUUUCGCACGACCAUGACGGGAGCGACGUAGUAGAGCCGUACGUUAAGACGAUAAUCCUACGGGGAUCCCGCCCGUUACCGAUUAAGAGAGGACCGUCGAUUGUCCUUCGGGGGAAAGCAAUCUCGAUAUCAUUUACCCGGGGGGCGAACUCUAUAUACCCAGCGACGCUCAGCGACACCGAUCGCGCUGGGACGAUUAAAAUAGAAACGAAGUGCGUAAACGAAAACAUUCGAAUCCGAUUAUUAUUGGUCAUAUCUCGCGUACACCAACCGCGCCUACGUCCGGUUUAGAGGACCGUGAUUUUUAACGUUAUUAUAUAUAAUAAUGUAGAGAGGAAUAUACCGAAGAGAGUUCUCACGCGAGGAGACACGAAUAUUAAAAAAAAAUAAAUAAAUAAAGAAAACAAAUAAAAAAGGGGAAGGACAUUUUUUUUAACUCAGUGGAAAUGUCCCAGGGGAUAGGAAGUGCGCAGAGAGAAGAGAGAAACACUCCCGGCCGGCUCAAAGGGAUGCUAACGAUUGUAAAACGAUGUCGUCUCGCGUCGCGACCGGGACGAGCAGAACGGAGGGGUGAAAGGACGGGAGGGCAGAGAUAGGGAGAGGAAGGAUAGAUACGUCGGCAUGAUACUCCAAAGAAACUGUACCACUGUACAUGCUCCGUAUACCUUUUAAACGAAAUGUAAGAUUAAACUUAAUCUCGUACACUGUAAGUAAUAAUUAAAAACGAAAGAAAAACAAAAAAAGUAAGAUAUUCGAAAAGAAUUACUACACACACACACACACACACACACACACACACACACUCAUUCACUCAUAUACACUCGAACACGAAACACACUCGGACACAACAAACACAUACACACACACAUACACACGAGAUAAAAAAAAGUAAUUAUAUCGAUGAGCAAUGGACUCGAAACGUGAUAUUAGGCCGAAGCUUGCCUCGAGAUUGCUUAAGGACUCACUCGUACUGCACUGCCUGUUUAGGGUUUCGCUAGCGACCCAACAUAUUAUCGGCACAAUAAUUUUUCUUAAGCAACGUAAAACGAGAAUAAGAGUAACAAGUUCUUUGAAUUUACGCGCACUCGGCCGAUACCGUGCGUACGAUCGCGCGCCUGCACGCUCGCCGUAUGCGCUGUCACGUCAUUGACAGCGCGCACGGUUGUCGUCACGUCAGAGUCACUCCGGUCGGAGACUACCGGUCGCUCUUUUCGACGAUACGAUCGUCGACGUGAACGCACUCGACGACGAACAACGUCGAGUCGGACUUUGAAAAAACAGGCGAAAACGAAAUUAAAAAUAAAACGAAGUAUAGAAACAUGGGGGAAGCAUCACACACAUACACACACACACAUACACACAUGCAUACACACAAACACGCAUAUACAUACAUACGUGCGAAGAUGAAAAAUCGUUCUCUCAACGAACUGCCAAUAAAACGAGAUUUGACCGCGCGCGCGCGCGCGCGAUUCCACUUCGCGUACGAAUCGUCGAUGGGCAUAAAUAGGGGUAAAAUUCGAGCGAUCGAGCGGAAAAGGGCGGCCGAUAGAAGUACACGCGGCCAUCACGCCGGAAGGAGCGUACGCGCGCGCACACACACGCGCCCAUCACGCCGGAGUUCGUGUGUAUUAGGGAGAAAAGGAAUUAUAAAUACGCAAGCGUGCACAUAUACACACAAUCGACACACACAUACACACACAGACACAAACACGCAGCGAAAAGUCACACGUAAAUACAGAUACACAGUCACACGCGACAAAGAGAACACAGGUACACCCCUCACACACGACAUACAACAAAUACAAAACACACAUGCGUACACGAUACGAGAGAUAGGCGUUCUUCAAGACCCACCUAAUUCUCACCAAACGCAUCAAAUCAUCUCGAAUCGCGGAAGUCGGGGGCCGGCGAUCGCCGAUCGCGGGGGUUUUCGGGCGAAUCUACGGGCUAAUCAGUGUGUCGAGCUGCACGACCUAACGCGAGAACGUGUUCCUCUCGUUCGAGGACGUCUCCGACGAGCGAGGAGGACCGACGGCGCGCUCGUUCCUCUUACUCUUUUUUUCUAAUUUUCUGUACACGCGCGACCGAGAAGGCCCCCACGUGGAGUCGCGAUCGGCGCGGCCCGCGACUCCCGGGCGUUUUACUUUCUUUAUAGUACAAACACUUAUUUAUACGCGUACGUAUUAUACAUACUUAUUAUAAAUAUUAGCAAGGGCCCUACUCACGAUUCAACUAUACUUCGACGAAUGCCGUAAUGCCGAGAGGAAGAGCAGAUUGUGAGAGAGAAAAAGAGAGAAAGAGAGAGAGAGAGAGAGAGCGCAAGGAGAGAAAGAUACGCGGCGUAAACGCCGUCGAAACGGGACGUUGUGUUGUUAUAAUUUCGUUAAAACGUGCGUAUGUGCGUGUACAUGCGCUUGCGUGUGUGUCUGUUCGCCAAUCUGUCUGCGUGCGUGCGUGCGUGCGAGGUACGAAAGGAGGAGAUGAAUGAAGUGGCGAGAAUGUGCAAAUGAAGUGAGAAUGAGAGAGAACGUUAUGUAUGUGUGUGUAUGUAUGUGUGUGCGCGCGCGAAUGCGACUGUUAAACAAAAAUAAAGUGUAAUGUAACACACGGUCAUACGCAGAGACAACAAGAGAAUAAAAAUAAAAAAGAAGGAGAAAAAGAGAAUACGAUAAAAGUUAAGAGAUAACGGAGGUGACGCGAAAGAGUACCAAUAUUCUAAAGUAAUUCUAAUGGUUGAAUUAAUAAUUUGAUAAUUAAUUGAUAUUGUAAAUCGUAAACGACGUAGCGUGUAGCGUAUUAAUCAACGAGAGCGAUAAACGCGGCGUGUUAAUUAAUUAAUUAAUUAUUAUAUCCGCGAAAAUCACACGCGAUGGGAGACGCAUACGAGAAACGGGGGAGGAGGUGCGAAUGAAAGGACUUGCGCGCGUUUAACGGUAAACCGACUGCUGUCUCAUCGCGCUGGGAUCGCGAGAAAUUGUUCAAAUGCGUAAUUAUAAACAACAAAUGCACUACGGAUGCACGAGAUGUAACGGUGGAAAGAAAAGAAACGCUUCCGACAACGUGACGGGAAACACGUGAUCGUGCUCCAUGAUCUUAUUACGAAGAGUCUGAGUCUCAGGACGAGUCGACGUCAUCUGGUUCCCUUCGACAGACACCCUCUCCCCCAUCCGCGAAUGGAUGAAUGUGAGAGAAGAAAUCGUGGACGCGAGAGGAGGUGAUCCAACCAACCGAUAUAGUUGUAUAAGUAACGUGUAGAUAUAUCAUAGUUAGAUACAACGAUCUCAAAAAGGUCACGCUGUGUGGACGUUCGUGAUAAAUGUGCGGGAAUGAAAGCGUAAGGAAGAAUGAGAGAGAGCAAGAGAGAGAGAGAGAAAGAAUGGAGAGAGGAGAGAGGGAAAACGAAUCGUCUACACACACAAUGCGGUCGUAGUUACGUUUCAAAUUUGUAGCAUUAGUUUGUGAAUCGAUCAUGUAUUUAUCUUUGUUCAAAAUGUUCGUGAAAAAUGAAAAGUUUCAUUGACGAAUUCCACAAAACUCUUCAUUUUUCACAAGUUUAUGAGAAGGAAAUAGAUACACGCUCGAAUUUAGUAACACAGAUUAGUGCUACGACUUUGAAACGUAACUAUGACCGCAUUGCAGGUAACUUUUAAACGUGCGAGGAAGAGAAUCUUCCUCGAGACGAUUCUGCGUGUUAUCUUCGAGUCUAUCAUACAGCACGGAAAAAGGCUCAUAUGUAUGCGAAGGUGAAUACGUCCGUGUAACGAGUCCAAGGAUUUGAAUAUAGAAUUAUGAGAAAGAGAGAACGAGAGAAUCACACUGUGGCUGCGAGAGAAGGAGGGAGGGAGGGAGGGAGGGAGGGAGAGAGAAAGAAGCAAAAAGAAACAAUUGAAUAAACGAGAGAAAGAGUGAGAGUGAGAGAAAUGGCGUAUUGCUUGACGGCGUGUUUAUGGAUGAUAUGGUUGAAUCGUGAAUCCGUUCGUGUAAAGUUCGUCGUCACACGUCGCGACAAUUUCGUUCGACCUGAGUUCCUUCUUCGUGACCCCGUGCGAUUUAUGUUUGUCGCGAAUGUCGUCGGUGUCGCGCCCCUUUGCGUCUCUUUCGCAAAGGCACUCGUCGUUGUAUCCUCGGCGCGUUAUAUCCAGCGCGAGACCGCCGUUCGCGGGAUUAAUUAAUUUUAAGCGUUCUGUUCUCGUUACGUACCUGAAAGCCAGUCGGCGCGACACUUCGCACGAAAAAUCGCAAGCGAAAUUCUCUGGGCCCUCGAAGCAGUACGUUCACACGACAGGGGGAGAGAGGGAGGGAGAAAGGGGAACGGGGAGAACGUCGGCGAGAAUUUGACAUCGCGCGAGAAUAACGCGGCCGCAGCUCCAUACUUGCGUAAUUAUCGACGGAUGGAUAAUUUAUGUGUAUAAACCGGUGAAUAAUUAUAAAUAAAUACGUCACGCGCGCGACACGCGAGAGAUCAUAUGUACGAGAAGAUAAAGGGAGAUAUUCGCGAUGAUGUGUCGUACGUACUGUUGCGCUAAAAAAGAAUUGUGUAAAAAGUUUAUUAUGUGUAAGCCGCGCGCGUAAUUAAAUUGCGAACUCGUUCUGAUCGUUGUGAAGCAUCGGGCAUACUUCAGCACACCCGCGGUGUGAUAAAUAUUCGAAUUAUCCAGUUACAACAUUCCAACUGCGAAAGAGCUCAACGACGACACUGCUUCGAGGUUCUCCGCGCAACGCGCGCGAAAUGAUAAUUUGACGUGACACAUGCCAGUUGUACUUGGCAACGACUAGCGACACGGUCGGUCGCAUGAAAUUGUGCCGCUCGUUCGACGCAUUUUAGUCAAAUCCAAUGGCUCUCGGGUACUGAAUUUCGCUUGGAUCUGCGACCACCUGUUUACGUAAGCCUCGACUCGUUUGGGAUCUCUCGCGACAUAAAAUAUUCUUUUUUUUCUCUUUUCGCGUUAAACGAGAGACACAGAGAGGUAUCUUCUGUGACGUAUUCAAGGGUGCGUCGCAGUUCCAAGCGCGGCAAUUCGAGUGCUAUCAUCCGUACACUGGCGAUGCUCUAUUUGUAACGACAUCUGUUGCGCCGAAUUGAAUUCGCGAAAUGAAAACAAAAAGGAAACAAAAAAAAGAGACACAGAAGAAGGAAAAGAUAUUGUGAAUAAUAUCCUUUAAUUCUCUUUCUACUGACGUUUGCUUUUUCUGUUGAGUCGUCGGGGUAUACUUCCACACUUGUAAUCGUUAGCUUUCUCACGUCCUACAUCGAAUCGCUUCUAUACAUACAUGUAAUGUUCUUCUGUACCGUCUGUCUUCACUUCCGCUUAUUCUCGACUAUAUCCGCCGUCGAACCUGUACACGGUGCGUUUUCGAACCGUUUUUCGUUGUCACUUUCGCGAAGCGAAUGCUCGUUGUUCACCUCCAUACCCAGUUUGAUUGAAUUGAUCUAUGCUUUCUCGCGAACCCCCCACGAGAACUCCAAAUCGUACUAACUUAGGACAAAUUGUAGACAAUUUAUUAUUAAAUAAAAUGAAAAAUAAAUCGACAUUUGAAACGAAA
Messenger RNA from Odontomachus brunneus, 12312 nucleotides. Its product is annotated as protein turtle. Lineage: Eukaryota; Metazoa; Arthropoda; Insecta; Hymenoptera; Formicidae. Gene Ontology annotation, molecular function: cell-cell adhesion mediator activity. The transcript has 17 exons. Gene Ontology annotation, cellular component: plasma membrane; axon. The coding region runs from base 1967 to 6076 and encodes 1369 amino acids. Gene Ontology annotation, biological process: homophilic cell-cell adhesion; dendrite self-avoidance; axon guidance. The record is from RefSeq and is a predicted model, not a curated record.